AGUAGUGCUGCCAAGAAGAUGAGUAUGCAGAUAUCUCUUCAAAGCCAUCUUGGGAAGAUGACGGAGUAGAGACCCAAGGCAGUUAUUGCAGAAUCUCUGUGGUGACUUUGGUUCGCAGCAGGUGUAAAGUGCCGAACAAGGAGUGUUUAGGGUACUUGACCAAGAUGCCGAAUAUCAAGAUCUUCAGCGGUAGCUCCCACCAGGACUUGUCCCAGAAAAUUGCUGACCGCCUGGGCCUGGAGCUUGGCAAAGUGGUGACUAAGAAAUUCAGCAACCAGGAGACCUGUGUGGAAAUUGGUGAAAGUGUACGUGGAGAGGAUGUCUACAUUGUGCAGAGUGGUUGUGGUGAAAUUAAUGACAAUCUGAUGGAACUUUUGAUCAUGAUUAAUGCCUGCAAGAUUGCUUCAGCCAGUCGCGUUACUGCAGUCAUUCCCUGCUUCCCUUAUGCCCGACAAGAUAAGAAGGACAAAAGCCGGGCUCCCAUCUCAGCUAAGCUUGUUGCAAAUAUGCUAUCUGUAGCAGGUGCAGAUCAUAUCAUUACCAUGGACCUACAUGCUUCUCAAAUUCAGGGCUUUUUUGAUAUCCCAGUGGACAAUUUGUAUGCGGAACCAGCUGUCCUGAAGUGGAUACGAGAGAACAUCUCUGAAUGGAGGAAUUGCACUAUUGUCUCACCCGAUGCUGGUGGUGCUAAGAGAGUGACCUCCAUUGCAGACCGGUUGAAUGUGGACUUUGCCUUGAUUCACAAAGAACGAAAGAAGGCCAAUGAAGUGGACCGCAUGGUGCUGGUGGGAGAUGUGAAGGAUCGGGUGGCCAUUUUGGUGGAUGACAUGGCUGACACUUGUGGCACAAUCUGUCAUGCAGCUGACAAACUUCUCUCAGCUGGAGCCACAAGAGUUUAUGCUAUCUUGACUCAUGGAAUUUUUUCUGGUCCUGCCAUUUCUCGUAUCAACAAUGCAUGCUUUGAAGCAGUAGUUGUCACCAACACCAUACCACAGGAGGAUAAGAUGAAGCAUUGCUCCAAAAUACAGGUCAUCGACAUCUCCAUGAUCCUUGCAGAAGCCAUCAGGAGAACUCACAAUGGAGAAUCCGUUUCCUAUCUGUUCAGCCAUGUCCCUUUAUAAUAGUAUAAUUUCUGAGGAGUUUUAAAGAUAAAGUAAGCCCCAGCCCUAUUUCCCCAAUUUGAUUCCACCUGACCCUUUGUCUUUGUAUAAAAAGUUCAGCUUGCUCCAGUGUAGUUUACCCACAUGAGGUAUUAUAUAGCAUUUCUCUUAAAUUAGGGAAAGACAGAUUGAGACUAAGUGCUGGAAUUUCCUACAGCAUUGUCUCAGCUCAGCUGCAGUAAAGAUUCAGAAGGCAUUGUAUAGAGGAGCUUGAAUGUGUAUAAGGAAGGUCAGAUUAUUUUUGCAUGUGAAUGCUUUAGGGUUUCCUUGGCUCAGAACUACUAGCUAGAAAGCAAGCCCAAUCCCCACUCUCCCACUUUUGACAAGUUCUAUAAAGUCUAUUAUAAAUGACUGUAAGAGCCCUGUUACGUAGCCCGUUAGGUAGGAGCUGGCAACUCUCAGCUCAAACACUUCUCAGGCUAAUGUCUAAGGGGAGACUACACAGUGCAGCAAAUACUUCUUGAGAGGAAAAAGCCUGAUCUGUCACCCUCUGCUUGGUGACUGUGUUACAUGGAUUCUUUAUACCCGUUCCUUCCAUUUAGCUUGAAUUUCAGCCGUCUCAAUCUUUAGCUGGCCAAAUAUCUUCUUGAGCCCAAAUAUUCAUUGCUACCUUAGUCUUCUGGAAAGCAAAAUUCCUGCUAAUCGCCAACAUUUAUAUGAGAUGAGUCCUAUAGUGUAUUCUCAGCCUACUACCACUGUGGUUGUAGGUUUUUAAGUGUUGGCAUAGUGCCUUUUGAUUAAGUAUUUAAUUUUUAUCUUCUUGGGAUAGAUUAUUUGGCCUCUCAUGAUCUGAUAUUUCUGUUAAAAAGAUGAUUUCUCUUAUGUAGAAGUAACUAAUAAAGUGUUUGUGUGUGAUGAUGAGUCUAAUAAAAAUCUUGGAUUGUACUCAGAA
Erinaceus europaeus (western European hedgehog) is the source of this 2052-nucleotide messenger RNA. RefSeq names its product ribose-phosphate pyrophosphokinase 1. Gene Ontology annotation, molecular function: magnesium ion binding; ATP binding; ribose phosphate diphosphokinase activity. NCBI's taxonomy places the organism in Eukaryota, Metazoa, Chordata, Mammalia, Eulipotyphla, Erinaceidae. Gene Ontology annotation, cellular component: ribose phosphate diphosphokinase complex; cytoplasm. Bases 165 to 1121 code for a protein of 318 amino acids. The transcript has a single exon. The record is from RefSeq and is a predicted model, not a curated record. Gene Ontology annotation, biological process: purine nucleotide biosynthetic process; 5-phosphoribose 1-diphosphate biosynthetic process; ribonucleoside monophosphate biosynthetic process.